Messenger RNA from Olea europaea var. sylvestris, 582 nucleotides. RefSeq names its product ATP-dependent DNA helicase PIF4-like. The record is from RefSeq and is a predicted model, not a curated record. The transcript is spliced from 2 exons. Gene Ontology annotation, biological process: DNA repair; telomere maintenance. Gene Ontology annotation, molecular function: DNA helicase activity. Lineage: Eukaryota; Viridiplantae; Streptophyta; Magnoliopsida; Lamiales; Oleaceae. Bases 1 to 582 code for a protein of 193 amino acids.
AUGUUUUUUAUUGAUGGUCCAAGUGGAAUAGGAAAAACUUUUUUGUAUCGCGGAUUGCUUACAGCUGUUAGAUCGAGGAGUUUGGUUGUUCUAACAACUGCAUCUUCAGGAGUUGUUGUAGGUUUAUUACUAGGAGGCCGAAAGGCACAUUCAAGGUUUACAAUUUCACUUUAUAUUCAUAGUGAUAGUAUUUGUUCAGUGAGUAAACAAUUUGCUCUGGCUGAUCUGCUUAGAAUGACACGCUUGAUAAUUUGGGAUGAAGCUCCGACGAAUUCUCAAGCUGUUGAAGCCUUAAACAAAAUGUUAAGAGAUAUAACUAACAUUGAAUUACCAUUUGGUGGGAAGCCCCUCUUUACAAAAAUAAAGUUACAUCAAGAUAUGCGAGCACUCUUAGAUCCUCCUUUCUCAAAAUAUUUACUUAGAAUUGAAAAUGGAACAGAAAAUGAGCAUUCCUGUAGUAUGAUUAGGCUUUGUUCUUCUAUGACUUUGGAUUAUGAAGGAGACAAUAUUUCUUUACACAAACUAAUUGAUAUUGUAUUUCCUGAAAUAGUUAACUAUUCAAAAAAAAAAUUUCAAGUAUGA